This is a messenger RNA of Ornithodoros turicata, 714 nucleotides long. RefSeq lists its product as uncharacterized. The transcript has a single exon. NCBI's taxonomy places the organism in Eukaryota, Metazoa, Arthropoda, Arachnida, Ixodida, Argasidae. The record is from RefSeq and is a predicted model, not a curated record. Bases 1 to 714 code for a protein of 237 amino acids.
AUGGAAUCUCAGGGAUUGGACGACCCGGUAGUGAACUACUUCGUGCAAACAGUGAGCAAGAGUAAUGAGCGAUACGAAGUAGCAUUACCGUGGAGGGACCACGUUUACCUCAAUAGCAAGAAAGAAGUGGCCAUGAGACGGCUCCAGCAGCUGACGAGAAAAUUACAGAAAGCACCGGUGUUGCUGGAAGCCUACGACGUGGCUAUCCUACAAUACUACGGACACGACAUGGCGGAGCUGGUGGGCGAAGACGUUCAGACGGAGGGUUUCACCUAUUACAUGUCGCACCAGGCGGUUGUUCGUGAGGCAAGCAGAACGACGAAACUCUGGGCAGUGUUUGACGCGUCGUCACACGGUCCAGGGUCAUUGUCUCUCAACGACAAUUUACAAAGCGGACCAAACUUGACAGCAGAUCUCGUUGCCCUCCUACUGAGCUUCAGGCAGCACAACGUUGCGCUUGUCGCAGACAUGGAAAAGGCGUUCCUCCAGAUUCAAGUGAAGGGGAGUGACAGAGACGCCCUGCGUUUUCUAUGGUACGAUCGCAUACCACGGCCUCAGGAGGACGCGCCAAACAUUGUCACAUUCAGAAUGAAGAGGGUCCCGUUUGGGACUACUUCAAGUCCGUUUUUGUUGGCAGCUAUGCUGAAGCACCACUUCGAGAACAUGGCGCACAAGUUUCCAAUGUCUUCGAAGUUGCUUUCUGAAAGCAUGUAA